This is a messenger RNA of Paecilomyces variotii, 1254 nucleotides long. Its product is annotated as putative phosphoglycerate kinase PgkA. Gene Ontology annotation, molecular function: phosphoglycerate kinase activity; ATP binding; ADP binding. The transcript is spliced from 3 exons. Lineage: Eukaryota; Fungi; Ascomycota; Eurotiomycetes; Eurotiales; Thermoascaceae. Bases 1 to 1254 code for a protein of 417 amino acids. Gene Ontology annotation, cellular component: cytosol. Gene Ontology annotation, biological process: gluconeogenesis; glycolytic process. The record is from RefSeq and is a predicted model, not a curated record.
AUGUCUCUCUCCAACAAGCUUGCCAUCACCGACGUCGACCUCAAGGACAAGAGGGUUCUGAUCCGAGUCGACUUCAACGUCCCUCUCGAUGCCGACAAGAAGAUCACCAACAACCAGCGUAUUGUCGGUGCUCUGCCCACGAUCAAGUAUGCCAUCGACCAUGGCGCCAAGGCUGUCAUCCUCAUGUCCCACCUGGGCCGCCCCGAUGGCAAGAAGAACCCUAAGUACAGCUUGAAGCCCGUUGUCCCUGAGCUGGAGAAGCUCCUCGGCCGCAACGUUAUCUUCACCGAAGACUGCGUUGGCAAGGAAGUCGAGGAGACUGUCAACAAGGCCUCUGGCGGCCAGGUCAUCCUUCUGGAGAACCUGCGUUUCCACCCCGAGGAGGAGGGUAGCUACAAGGACGAGGAGGGCAAGAAGGUCAAGGCCGACAAGGAGAAGGUCGCUGAGUUCCGCAAGGGACUCACUGCUCUUGGAGACAUCUACAUCAACGAUGCUUUCGGUACCGCUCACCGUGCCCACAGCUCCAUGGUCGGUGUCGAGCUGCCCCAGAAGGCUUCCGGUUUCCUGGUCAAGAAGGAGCUUGACUACUUCGCUAAGGCUCUGGAGAGCCCCCAGCGACCAUUCCUUGCCAUUCUGGGUGGUGCCAAGGUCUCUGACAAGAUUCAGCUGAUUGACAACCUCCUUCCCAAGGUCAACAGCCUCAUCAUCACUGGUGCUAUGGCCUUCACUUUCAAGAAGACCCUCGAGAACGUCAAGAUCGGUAACAGUCUGUUCGACGAGGCUGGUAGCAAGAUCGUCGGCGAGGUCAUUGAGAAGGCCAAGAAGAACAACGUCGAGGUUGUCCUUCCCGUCGACUAUGUUACCGCCGACAAGUUCGCCGCUGACGCGAAGACUGGCUAUGCUACCGAUGCUGAAGGCAUUCCCGACGGUUACAUGGGUCUGGAUGUUGGUGAGAAGAGUGUUGAGCUGUACAAGAAGACCAUCGCUGAGGCCAAGACCAUCCUCUGGAACGGUCCUCCUGGCGUCUUCGAGUUGGAGCCUUUCUCUAAGGGUACCAAGAACACUCUCGACGCCGUUGUCGAUGCUGCCCAGAAGGGUACCAUCGUCAUCAUCGGUGGUGGUGACACCGCUACUGUCGCUGCCAAGUACGGUGUUGAGGACAAGUUGAGCCACGUCUCCACCGGUGGUGGUGCCUCUCUGGAGCUCCUCGAGGGCAAGGAUCUGCCUGGUGUCGCUGCUCUGUCAAGUAAGUAA